AGGCUCAAUAUUUUGAAGAGCACAAGAAGAAGUGUUGUUACUGGAGUUUACUUAUUGAAUGACAUUAGAGCAAAGAUUACAGUUUUAACAGUUAGUGUCUCCGCUUGGGAACAGCUUACCACGCUUCGCUGUAGGGUCGCAGCCUCUCUGACGCCUGACCGUCUGCUUCAGCCUGAAAAAUGCGGGACCGGACUAAAGAGUUAGGAAAUAAUGCCGAGGCUUCAGAUGAGGAUGAGGAGGGCAAAGCUCUGAUGAUCAAACCUGGAACCUCUUCAGCCAAAGAGGAGAAGGAGAGUGAAGCCUUCUUCAAAAAGGUGCAAGAAAUUCACGAGGGGCUGCAGAGUUUCAAGAGGAUGGUGACUGACCUUGAGAACAAACAGAAAACUGUGCUCGGUGUGGCGCUGCCAGAGGAGAGUAUGAAGAAAGAGCUGCAGACUCUUCGAGAGGAGAUAAAAACGCUGGCAAGCCAGAUCCAGAGAAAACUGAAGAGUAUUGAACCCAAGAAGGGAGAGGACGAUGGGAAAUACAUACCCAUAAACGUUCGGAUGCAACGCACACAGCACGGGGUCUUGUCCAAGGAGUUUGUGGAGCUGAUGGGUUACUGUAACACCAUCCAGGCCCAGUACAGAGACCGCAACGUGGAGAGAAUACAGAGGCAGCUCAAAAUCACUGGGACCAACGUGUCGGAUGAGGAGCUGGAUGCGAUGCUCGAGAGUGGGCAGACGGACGUUUUCACUCAAAACAUCCUGAUCGAUGCUAAAGCUACGAAGCAGGCUCUGAAUGAGAUUGAGUCCCGGCACGACGAGAUCCUGAAGCUGGAGAGGAGCAUCAGAGACCUGCAUGACAUGUUCCAGUACCUUGCCAUGGAGGUGGAGGCUCAGGGGGAGAUGGUGAACCAGAUUGAAACCAACAUCAAACAGUCUGCCAACUACGUGGAGAAAGCAAAGGACAACACAGAGAAAGCGGUCACAUAUCAGCAGAAAGCGCGCAAGAAGAAGAUCUGGAUCGCGAUCUGUCUGGCCAUCCUCAUCCUCAUCUUAGUCAUCUCGUUGGCUUCGGCCUUCGGCACUUAACACCAGGCCGUGUGAGGCGGCAGUAGAUUCGGUCUUGGCAGAGGCAAACUGUGGGGUCAGAAAUCCCGCUUUUUAUGUAAAUAUAUCAGCCCACAGGAUGUACGGGGUUAUGUGGUCAUUGGAUUUUCUGUUAUCAUCCCUCGGUUUUUCACGUUUCACUUCUGUCUUCCUCUAACCGUGCUGUCUUCUAAACGGGCCUUCUUGUUUUUGUUUGUUCUUUUUUUUAAAAAGAAGAGAUGUGCUCUCUGUUGUUUUUAACUCUCAAACGACCACAAUCUCGGCUGUAUUGCCCCCCCACCGCGACUCUGGUCCACAACAACACAAAGGCCAGGACGUAUUGUGAACUGUUACGUCAGGGCCCCUUCCCCUCCUACAUUUAAAAAAAAAAAAAAAAAAAAGAAGUAAGUGGCCUUGAGCACGGCACAAUGCAGUAUUGAAACCUGACACUGGCGCUGAACAUACUGUACUCAGGAAAAAUGUGCGUUUAUUCUUGUUACGUUGUUUCUGGAUGAAUUGGAGGUGUUAAAAAAACAAAAACAAAAAAAUUAGUAGAGUAGGGCUUUCUUUUAUAGACUAAUAUAAUUGUACAUAACCUAUAUUGCUGAGAUGUACUUUAUGCAGAUGAUUUUUAAAACUUGAAAGUUGUUUCAAAUGCUUACAUGUGACAAGUGUAAAUAUUUUUUUUUUUUUUUUUUUGGUGAAAUUAACAGCCCCCCGUCUUUUAUUUUACAAAGGGGUCUCAUCGCUACAGUCACAGGCCCAAGGCCCCCCUUGUAUUUGUCCUACCAGUUUGUAUUUAUGAUUUGAACAUUGUUGCGUAAGCUGCUACGGGAAAAGUUCUGCAACAACACAUAAUGAAAUCUUUUUUCUUUGUAAGACCUUUUAAAAACUGUGCCUUCUCCUUUUAUGUCAAGCUGAGAAUGUGCUGUUGUGCACUAACAUUGUCCAGAAGGGAUGGAGUGAGUAUUUGUUUUGUUUAUACACAUUUUCAAUUCACACAUCAAUGUUUCCGCUGAGUCCUUGGCUUUACCUUACACACAUAUACUCGGAUUAGACUUUAAGCUGUUAUUUUUCUUCACCUGUUUGUCACGUUGUGCAAAGUCUCCCAUUUGUCCUCCGGGUUGCCGGUGUAGGAAUUAGGAUAAUUUAGCUGGAAAACCGUGGCGCAGUAAUGCGUUUAAGAACCACAAAACCAAUUUACGGAGAGAUACAGUACCUGCUGUGCACCACAAUAUGACAGAUCUUUAAAGAAAAAUAAAAUGUUUGCGUUAAAGGACCUCCAGUCCUCACUCAAGUCUCCUUCGGAAGUGGAAAAGUUGCCUGUCGGCACAGUUCACAGCAGACAGAAAAACAUUGAGGGAGCGCAGAGAAGCCACUUUGCUACUGUGUAAAAUUAUGGCUGUUGAAUUUUGCAUCACACUCAUUUUAAUAGAUUUGUUUUUAAAAUAAAAUAUUGCCAUGUUCUAUUA
This is a messenger RNA of Xiphias gladius (swordfish), 2542 nucleotides long. RefSeq names its product syntaxin 4 (gene stx4). Bases 180 to 1073 code for a protein of 297 amino acids. The transcript is spliced from 10 exons. Gene Ontology annotation, molecular function: SNARE binding; SNAP receptor activity. Gene Ontology annotation, cellular component: endomembrane system; plasma membrane; SNARE complex. The record is from RefSeq and is a predicted model, not a curated record. Gene Ontology annotation, biological process: intracellular protein transport; exocytosis; vesicle fusion. Lineage: Eukaryota; Metazoa; Chordata; Actinopteri; Istiophoriformes; Xiphiidae.